Molecule: messenger RNA, 2136 nt
Organism: Thermochaetoides thermophila DSM 1495
Lineage: Eukaryota; Fungi; Ascomycota; Sordariomycetes; Sordariales; Chaetomiaceae
Exons: 1
Coding region: 1-2136 (711 amino acids)
Biological process (GO): rRNA processing
Cellular component (GO): nucleus
Molecular function (GO): RNA binding
Source: RefSeq, a predicted model, not a curated record
AUGCCAAAAUCAAAGGCCAAGAGCGAUAAGAAGGAUGGCACAGCUUCACGCAUCACUGAUCCUCGGUUUGCCAACUUUGAGACCGAUCCUCGCUACCAAUUGCCAUCAAAGAAAAAGCUAAAAACGAAACUCGACUCGCGCUUCUCCAAAGUCCUGAAGGAUGAAGACUUCAUUUCCACUGCAAAGGUUGAUCGCUAUGGACGAAAGUUGAAGUCUGACAGCAAGAAGAAAGCACUGCAGCGGCUGUACGAAGGCGAGGACGAGGAUGACCUCCCGAAACUCGAAAGUGAUGUUGAGGUCGACGAUGACGACAUUGUCCGUCGCGAGCUUGCCAAGGCGGACAAGAAGUACGACCCUGCUCGUGACGGAGGCUUUUCUUCUUCGGAGUCGGAUUCAGACUCUUCUGACUCAGACUCCGAGUCUUCAUCAGAGGUCGCAGAAGAUGAUGAAGAGGAAGAGACCCGCCCUGGCAUUCGGCUGCGAAGAGACAAGGAGGUGGUCGAGGAAGGCGAAGUAACACGUCGCUUUGCGGUUGUCAACAUGGAUUGGGACCACAUCAAGUCAGUUGACUUAAUGGCUUUGUUUACCAGCUUUCUGCCCCCUGGCGGUCGCAUAGAAAAGGUUUCUAUUUAUCCAAGUGAGUUCGGCAAGGAACGGAUGCAGCGCGAGGAUCUUGAAGGUCCCCCAAAAGAAAUCUUCAAGAAGAGCAAAGCUUCAGACGACUCCAGUUCCAGUGAUUCUGAUUCCGACAGCGAUUCCAGUUCAUCCACCGAUGAAGAUUCGGAUGAGGAGGUGAAAAAAGAAUUGUUGAAGGAAGGUGACGACCAAGACUUUGACAGUGAUGCGCUGAGAGCCUACCAGCUCGAACGGCUACGGUAUUACUACGCAGUAGUUGUCUGUUCCGACAAAGAUACAGCGCAUAAACUUUACGAAGCUACUGACGGCACUGAAUAUCUCUCCUCCUCCAACUUCCUUGACCUUCGGUUUAUUCCCGACGAUGUUACUUUCGAUGACGAGCCGAGAGAUGAGUGCGAUAGUGUGCCUGCAGGAUACAAGCCGAUUGAGUUCGUCACUGAUGCUCUCCAGCAUUCCAAGGUCAAGUUAACUUGGGAUAUGCAUCCAGAAGAGUUGGCGCGGAAAGAAACCAUUCGGAAAGCUUUCACUGGCAGCAGAGCGGAUCUUGCUGAAAACGACCUCCGGGCAUAUCUGGCUAGCGACACCGACAGUGACGAUGAGGACAUCGGCCCUUCUGCGGAUGGCAAGGAUAACGAGGAGGCUAAGCUUAGUAAAAAAGAACUUGCGAGAAGGAAGCUUCGAGCUGCACUUGGUCUCCCUGAUGACCCUAUCGAGUCGCUAAAGCCGUCAAAGGACGGCCCCGUUGGCGAGAUGCAAAUCACAUUCACACCUGCCCUCUCCGAAAAACCACAGAAGGAAGACGUCGAAGAGACGACGAUUGAAAAGUACAAGCGCAAAGAAAGGGAGCGGAAGGAGAAGAGGAAGCUCAAGGCUCUUGCUAAGAAGCAAGGCGUGGAUCUCGAGACACUGCUCGAAGAAAAAAAGAAGGCCGAGGAGCCCGUUGAGGACCUUGGCUUCGAUGACCCAUUCUUUACCACUGAGCCCACAUUACCCUCCAAAUCCGCCCUGCGGAAGCAAGAAAAGCAGAAAAAGCGUGCAGCCAGGGAGAAGGAAGAGGCUGAAGAUGCAACUCAAAGGGCACAGCUGGAGCUGCUCAUGGCUGAUGAAAACGGAGAUGGAGCACAUCUGGAUCACUUCGAUAUGAAGGAAAUCAUGCGCGCUGAGAAGAAGGGCAAGAAGAAAAAGAAGGGCAAGAAGGGUGAAGAAGACCGGGGCGGUCUACAGGAAGACUUCAAAAUGGAUGUUGAUGAUCCUCGCUUCAAGGCAGUGUUUGAGAGCCAUGAGUUUGCCAUUGAUCCGUCCAACCCUAAGUUCAAGGCAACAACAGGGAUGAAGAAGCUGCUGGAAGAGGGUAGGAAGAAACGCAAGGCUGCUCCUGAAGACAUUCCUGGUGUUGGCAAGGAAGACAGGAGCUCGAAGAAAGCCAAGCAGGAUGAUCUUAGCGAGCUUAGCAGCUUGGUGAAUGCUGUCAAGAAAAAGGUGAAAGCAAACAAGGUGUAG